Messenger RNA from Arabidopsis thaliana (thale cress), 1954 nucleotides. Its product is annotated as CCT motif family protein. Gene Ontology annotation, cellular component: nucleus. The coding region runs from base 180 to 1103 and encodes 307 amino acids. The transcript is spliced from 4 exons. Gene Ontology annotation, biological process: regulation of flower development. NCBI's taxonomy places the organism in Eukaryota, Viridiplantae, Streptophyta, Magnoliopsida, Brassicales, Brassicaceae. The record is from RefSeq and is marked reviewed.
UUCACCUGUCAUGUCUUGGUUCUGAAACAGAGAAACUCACAAACCAAAGAAAAAACUUUUGUGGAAAUCUUUUUUACUUUUUGCCAUUUUUGGUAAAACAGAAAUUCACAUCACGAGAGUGUUACUACAGAGACAGAACAUAAACUGAUUUUUUUUUUACUCAUCACUUAAAAGAAAAAAUGGAUUCUUCUACAGAUUUCUAUAUCUUUGAUGGUUCGUCUUCAUCUUCUUCCUCAGUGUUCAGAAAUUCGAGUCCAGAUAUGUUUUCUUCAGACACAACAACAACUACAGAUUUGUUCUGCAACAAUGAACUUUACUCUGUUGAAGAAUCACUCAACAUUUUUGACCAUUUUACCCCUCAACACAUUCUCUCUUCAUCACCUCCAAGUGAUCUUCUCGGAACCCUAAGUCUCUCUCAGCAUAUUCCCACCGGAUUAUAUCCAAAUUUCUCAGAUUUCCAAAUCUCCGACGCCGUCAAAACAGAGAAGUUCUUCGACGGUCAUAAUCAGGCGGCAACAAUGGCACGAAGCUACAGUACCAUAGAGAAUUCAGGGAGAUAUAUGCAGAGAAGCUUUAGCAGCAAUUCGGUCGAGGGGAAACAAACUCAGGUUCCGUUCAACAUUCCGAUGAUGGAUUCUUCAAACCUUAGUUACAAUAACUUGAGCUCCCCGGAAAAUGCUUUCUUUUCCAGUCAGAUGCGACGUGUCUACAGCACCGGAGAUUUGCAGAAUAAUAUGGAAAUGCAGAGAUCGUCUGAAAACUCAACGAUGCCGUUUUCAGAGGAACAGAACUUCAAGGUGGGACGUUACAGUGCAGAAGAACGUAAAGAGAAAAUAUCAAAGUACAGAGCUAAACGAAACCAGAGAAACUUUACCAAAACUAUUAAGUAUGCAUGCCGGAAAACAUUGGCGGACAGUAGACCUCGAAUACGUGGUAGAUUUGCACGCAAUGACGAAGUUGUAGAAAUCCCCAACAUUGAAGAUGACGACUCCGAGCUUUGGAAAUUGGAUGGGCUCCAUGAGAAAGAGGAAGCUUCUGUGAGCAGCUUUGUGGUGCAACAACCUCUCUUGCACUACACAACUUCCUCUUCCUUUUUCUGGUGAAAGACUCUUAAGACGAAGAUAUUUUUUAUUUUCUUUGAAAGAAAAUAUCAUUCUAGUUGGUCACUAAUUGUAUUAUAUAUUGCAUCAAAACAAUAACAAUAAAACAGAUUUAUCAAUUUUAGAAGAAUGUAAAUUUUAAUAAAUUACACUGUAUUGUUUUUGGUUAUUUAUUUUUCUGUAUUGAAAACGACUUAACAAUUGUCUUUACCUAUUUUGUGUGAGUGAAUUUAAUAAUUUAAUUUCAAAUACUUGACCCGGAUAUAAGAUUCUUUAUAUGAUGUCAAUUUUACAAGAAUUUUGAUUAGUGGACUAAAAAUUCGAUUUUUGAUGCUCUUUAUCAUGAAAAUAUAUAGUAUUAUUUAAUUCUCCCAACCAUAGAGGAUCAAGAUCCUCUCUCUGAUCAGUGAUCAUGUUAUUAGUGUACGAAAAGUUUAGGGAAAUUAUUACAUUUACCUAAAGUCAAAUGACCCACUGAAUAUACAAAUCGACAUCAAAUUUCUUGUGGAGAAAAAAGUUUGCUCACAAACCCUAGUUGAUUUAUGUUUUCAUCAAUAUAUAAUAUAUAUAUUUAGACUUUGAAAACAGUUUGAUCGUCCAUACUCCAUAGGUAGAUUAGAAAACCAUUUUUUGUUUAGAAGAUUUGCAAAACUACCCUUUUUUCACUACCCUUUUGUAACAAUACCCUUUUAUGUCGUCCAUUUUUAAAAAUACUCUUUUUCUGGAACAAAAUGACCAAAUUACCCUCAUCUAAUAGAAACAUGUAAUUGAAAAUUGAACUUUUCCCGUCAUUUUUUUGGCGUCAAAUUUUUUUUUCCCGCCAAAAAAAAUUUUCCGCCAAACUUUUUUCCCGC